AUGUCGGAGCCAAAAGAGGGCGGCAGCAGCAGCCACGGAGGCUUCUCCGGCCUCAUUGGAGAUCUCCGCGAAAAGCUUCACGAUACCAAGCUUCAUGAUGCCAAGGUCCAGCUCAUCCACAAAAAGAACCAAAUCGGAAAGCUCGGCAAUCUGUUCAACAAGGACCAUCGCCACGAUGAAGAGCACGAGCAGCGCUGCGAUGAAAAGAGGACAGCCAUCUGCCAGUCCCACCGCUUCGAGUCUUUCUUCCCAGAGCGAGAUGGCAACCUCAUCAAGUGGUACGUCGACGGCCGUGACUACUUCUGGGCCGUGUCCGUCGCCCUCGAGCAGGCCCAGGAGUCCAUCUAUCUCGCCGACUGGUGGAUCUCCCCAGAGCUCUUCUUGCGCCGGCCCCCUUACCACAAGCAAGAGUAUCGCCUGGACCAGGUUCUCAAGCGAAGGGCCGAGGCUGGCGUCAAAAUCUACAUCAUUGUCUACAAAGAGGUCGAGGCGGCCCUGACGUGCAACUCGCGCCACACCAAACACGCUCUCCAAGCCCUUUGCCCCGAGGGCUCUCCGGGCCACGGUAACAUUCGCGUCCUGCGGCACCCGGACCACAACGUUUUCGAAAACGCCGCCGACAUGACAAUGUACUGGGCCCACCACGAAAAGUUCAUCGUCAUCGACUACGCCAUGGCCUUCAUUGGCGGCCUCGAUCUCUGCUUUGGCCGCUGGGAUGCCCGCCAGCACCCCUUGUCCGACGUACACCCCGAGGGCGUCUCCGAGGAGAUAUUCCCCGGCCAGGACUUCAACAACAACCGCAUCAUGGACUUUCAAAAGGUCCAGGACUGGCAGCAAAACGAGCUGAGCAAAGCCGAGUAUGGCCGCAUGCCGUGGCACGAUGUCGCCAUGGCCGUCGUCGGGCCAUGCGUCUACGACAUUGCCGAGCAUUUCGUCCUGCGCUGGAACUUUGUCAAGCGCGACAAGUACAAGCGCGACGAGCGCUACGACUGGAUCAUCCUCGAGGGUCGCGAGGGAGACGACGAGGACCUGAGUCUCGACAACCGGGGCACUGUUCACGCACAAGUCGUCCGCUCCAGUGCCGACUGGUCCAGCGGGAUCCUCACCGAUCACUCCAUCCAGAACGCCUACUGCGACGUCAUUCGCAAGGCAGAGCACUACGUUUACAUCGAGAACCAGUUCUUCAUCACCGCCACGGGCGACCAGCAGACUCCCAUCCACAACACCAUUGGCAGCGCCAUUGUCGAGGCCGUGGUCAGGGCGGGCAAGGAGGGCCGCAAAUUCCGCGUCAUCGUCAUCAUCCCCGCCAUCCCGGGCUUCGCCGGAGACUUGCGAGAGAACGCAGCAUCGGGCACGAGGGCCAUCAUGGACUACCAGUACAAGUCGAUAUGCCGCGGCGAGAACUCCAUCUUUGAGCGAGUCAAGGCCCAGGGCGUCGAUCCGACCCAGCACAUCUUCUUCUUCAACCUUCGGUCCUACGAUCGCCUCAACAAGACACAUGCCAUCAGCGAGGCGGAGAAGAAGACGGGCAUCAGCUACCAGCAAGUUCAGCGGGCCGAGGCCGAGGAGAUCAUGGCCGAGGGCGUCCACGGAUACGAGGACGACAGUUCCGACGACGGCAAGACGCACCGCAUGCGGAGACAUGGACACAAGUCGUCUUCUACGCCGCCGCCGCAGGAGCCCUCAAAGGACGCGCUCCAAGCAAGUAAGAUAUUCGAAGAGGCAAAGCCUGACGAAAAAGUCAUUUCCGCCGCGUCGGUUGCUCAUCAUGCCAUGUGCGGCCAGGGCUCCCUUAAGGACGAACCGUGGGACAGCCACGAGGAUCCCGAAUCGGAAAUACGGAACUGGAUCCAGGAGGAGCUGUACAUCCACGCCAAGCUGCUCAUUGCCGACGAUCGCAUCGUUAUCUGCGGGUCGAGCAACCUCAACGACCGGAGCCAGCUCGGAGACCACGACAGCGAGCUCAGCAUCGUCAUGGAGGACACGAAGAGGUUGGCGAGCACAAUGGACGGCAAGCCAUUUGAGGUGGGCUACCAUGCAGCCACGCUCCGUCGGUACCUCUGGCGAGAGCACAUGGGCCUUUUGCCGCCGCAGCCACUCGACGCCGACGACGAUGUCAACGCUCAGCCCCCAACGGUCAAUCCCGAGAACAAUAUUUACGGCGACGAGGACAGCUACAAGUUUGUCGAGGACCCCAUGAGCGAUGACCUGUGGGACAUGUGGACCGGGCAGGCGGAUAGGAACACGCACCUGUUCCGGCAUCUGUUUCACGCAGACCCAGACGAUCACAUCAAAACGUUUGAGGACUACGACCGCUAUCUUCCGCCCCGGGGCGUCAAGUCCGGUCACAUCUACGACCAGUUCAUGCCGCCCGAGGACGCGCGCGAGAAGCUCGACCAGAUCAAAGGACACUUGGUGUGGAUGCCGAUGAAGUUUCUGCAAGACGUCGAGAUGGCGGAACGGGGGCUGCAGGUGAAUUCGUGGACCGAGAGCGUGUACACGUGA
Hirsutella rhossiliensis is the source of this 2505-nucleotide messenger RNA. RefSeq names its product PLD-like domain-containing protein. Gene Ontology annotation, molecular function: D-type glycerophospholipase activity. Gene Ontology annotation, biological process: intracellular signal transduction; phosphatidic acid biosynthetic process; cell motility. The coding region runs from base 1 to 2505 and encodes 834 amino acids. The transcript is spliced from 5 exons. Lineage: Eukaryota; Fungi; Ascomycota; Sordariomycetes; Hypocreales; Ophiocordycipitaceae. The record is from RefSeq and is a predicted model, not a curated record.